Molecule: messenger RNA, 531 nt
Organism: Oikopleura dioica
Lineage: Eukaryota; Metazoa; Chordata; Appendicularia; Copelata; Oikopleuridae
Source: the annotation of a GenBank genome assembly
AUGUCUUUCAACAUCGAUCAGCUCGGAAACCCAAAUAUGAUGAUGGCUGGAGCCGCCGCACUUGGUCAGGAGGCGUCUGCAUAUGAUAAUACAUCUGAUGUUGAAGCAAACUGGGCGGCCAGAGCUUUUCAGCAGGCCGAAGUUCAUAUGAAGCUAUUACUCGCUGUUGGACCGGACAGAAUGAAAUUUAGUCCGUUAGAUGACGAGCUCUACGCAUCGUUCCGAAAAGAAUUUCCCGAUUUCGAUGUUGUCAAGAUUGACGAGGAUGCCAUGAAGAGUAAAGAAGGCAAAGAACAGUGGCGCAACUGGGUUAAUCAGUACAAAGAUACUCUCAAAGAUUUCAACUUUGGUAGCCUUCUCAGAACGGACCCAACGCAGGAUUACUCCGCGGAAAAUACGAUUUUCUGUUUGCGAGCUCAAUUUCUCGCCAUUGAAAUUGCACGAAAUAAAGAAGGACACAAUCAGAAAAUCGUCGAUGACUCGAAGAAGCAAUCAGCUGGUUCUUCUGGUGGCUGCUGUGGAUCAUGUUAA